This is a messenger RNA of Clupea harengus (Atlantic herring), 7705 nucleotides long. It is a transcript of the gene map3k5, whose product is annotated as mitogen-activated protein kinase kinase kinase 5. Gene Ontology annotation, molecular function: MAP kinase kinase kinase activity; ATP binding. Gene Ontology annotation, biological process: MAPK cascade; protein phosphorylation; cellular response to stress. The record is from RefSeq and is a predicted model, not a curated record. Lineage: Eukaryota; Metazoa; Chordata; Actinopteri; Clupeiformes; Clupeidae.
UCCAAAUACAACUGGUCUCAUAUGUUUAACAACGAGUUUCGAGUAGGCUAUUGUAUCUCUUUAAAAAGGAAAAGUUCCCACCCAGUAAGUCAGAUAGACUCCUCCCCGAAUGCGUGAAGCUGUGCAGGAAAGAUAAUAGUGGAAAUAGGGCGGCGAGGGAGUGGGAUUGUACGCAGGCGAAGGCAUGAGUGAUUUCACAACUUGAGUGCUUGCACCAUGACAUAAACAGUAGCGGCGUUUGGUUACAAGCUUUGGGAACGCUGUUGUGAAGCCUUCUAUGAAAAUGCCAUCAGUGUCAAUUUAAAGCAGGAGGACUUUAUGGAUUUUGAACGCAGCCUUGGAGUUAACUUAGAGAACUAUGCAGCCUCCCCUGCGGAAGCAUGAUCGUGUGUCGUCAACUGUUUUGUUUCGAGGGACUUGUUUUGGCAACUCUGGGCACGGGUCUUCUAGUGUGUCGUGACUUAACAGCAUGGCUGUCAUUGUACGAUGUUGAUUGUAUGGCGGUCACGGACUGAAAUAAGCAUUUCAUGCUGAACGUGGAAAUGUGUUCGAAAUGACGUGCGCAGGUAUGUCUGUGAAACCUUAAAAAUCAUGCUGAACGAUUGUUAUCCGACGCACAGGCAUCACAAAAUGUCACUGGGUUAGAAUGCGUAUCGCAGAAGCCUCAUCAACACCGUAGUGUGUUAAAGCUAUUGCCGUCUGUAGCCUACACUGGUGUUCAGCGUCAACAGGAUUUGCUCGUUCAUCAAACGUGAACAAGAUGAAUCCAGAUUUAGAGGGUGUCUCUCUCUCGGUGCCCUCUCGGAGUGCCUCCGUGGAAACUAAUGACAUCAGCGGGGGCCUCUUGAAACCCUACGAUGAAAGUGGCUCCAGCGGUGGCACCGUCCUUCCCGCUGCCGGGACUUUCUGGCAGGACCCCAACGCUCCGGUGAGCGUGAGCCCUACCGUCCUGACUUGCACGGGGGACGGCGGCGGACUGAUGUCAACGGGGAAAAGCAAAAGCAGACCCCUCACAGUUGCCUAUGUGAUCAAUACAGAACUGAAUCAGCCCUACACGGCCGAGAGCAUGGCCCUCCAGUGCCUGAAAGCAGCGUGCGACAUUGUUGGUUGCAAACUGGAAAUUGUGCAUUUUGGGCAACUUGACUUUGGAGAGACCUCAGUGCUUGAUCAGUUUUAUAAUGCAGAUUUUGCUGUGGUGGAGAUGACUGAUGCCUUCCGCCAACCCUCCCUCUUCUACCACUUGGGCGUGAGGGAGAGCUUCAGCAUGGCCAACAACAUCAUCCUCUACCGCGACACAAACUGUGAUUCGCUGCAGUCGCUGCAGGAGAUCAUAUGCCAAAAGAACACUACAUGCACGGCCAACUACACGUUCAUCCCGUACAUGGUGACGCCGCACAACAAGGUGUACUGCUGUGAGAGCAGCCUGCUGAAGGGCCUGACGGAGCUGAUGCAGCCCAACUUCGAGGCGCUGUUGGGGCCCAUCUGCCUGCCCCUGGUGGACCGCCUCACCCACCUGCUCAAGAUCCCGCAGGCCAACUCCUGUCAAUACUUCCGAGAGAUGAUCCUCAACGAGAUUCGCAAAGCGCGGGAGCUCUACACGGGGGUGGAGCUGGCUGCAGAACUGGGGCGGAUCCAACAACGAUUGGACAACAUGGAGUGCCUGUCAUCUGACAUCGUCAUCAAUCUGCUUCUGUCCUACCGGGACAUUCAGGAUUAUGAGUCCAUCGUGAAGCUGGUGGAGACCCUGGAGAAGCUGCCAACCUUUGACCCAGUGGUGCACCCCCAUGUGAAAUUCCAUUACGCCUUCGCCCUGAACCGGAGGAACCUCCCGGGUGACCGGCAGAAGGCUCUGGACAUCAUGCUUCCCCUGGUGGAGUGUGAGGGGCAGGUGGCGUCUGAUAUCUACUGCAUGGUGGGCCGUAUCUACAAGGACAUGUUCCUGGAUUCACACUUCGCCGACUCCGAAAGCCGAGACAAGGGCACGCAGUGGUAUAAGAGGGGCUUUGAGUCUGAGCCAACUCUCCACUCAGGGAUCAACUACGCCGUGCUGCUCCUGGCGGCUGGGCAUCUGUUCGACAGCUCCUUGGAGCUGCGCAAAGUCGGGAUGAAGCUGAGCAGCCUCCUUGGGAAGAAGGGCAGCCUGGACAAGCUACAGAGCUACUGGGACGUGGGCUUCUUCCUCGGCGCCAGCAUCCUGGCAUGCGACAACACCCGAGUCAUCCAGGCCUCCGAGAAGCUCUUCAAACUCAAGGCUCCCAUCUGGUACUUGCGCUCGCUGGUGGAGACCAUUCUGAUCUACCAGCACUUCAAAAAGCCCUCUGGGGAGCAGCCUCCGCCCAAGCAGGAACUGGUGGACUUCUGGAUGGACUUCCUGGUGGAGGCCACCAAGAAAGACGUUUCAUCUGUGCGCUUCCCGGUGUUAAUACUGGAGCCCACUAAAGUGUACCAGCCCGCUUACCUGUCAAUCAACAACGAUGUGGAGGAGAACACGGUUUCAAUAUGGCACGUGGCCCCUGAUGACAAGAGUAAAGGCAUUCACGAGUGGAACUUCAGCGGUGCAACUAUCCGGGGCGUGAGCAUCUCCAAGUUUGACGAGCGCAGUGCCUUCCUGUACGUGCUGAACAAUGCGGAGGACUUCCAGAUCUACUUCUGCACCGAGAUGCACUCCAAGAGGUUUUGCGACCUGGUGAACAGCCUGGCGGAGGAGUCCUGGAGAGGCCCAGACGAGGGGGAUUGUGACACUGAGGCUCUGGAGUACGACUAUGAGUAUGACGAGCAUGGAGAUCGAGUGGUUCUGGGCAAAGGGACCUUUGGCGUGGUGUAUGCGGGUCGCGACCUGAGCAACCAGGUACGCCUGGCCAUCAAGGAGAUCCCCGAAAGAGACAGCAGGUAUUCCCAACCCCUGCAUGAAGAGAUCGCGCUCCACAAACACCUGAAGCACAAGAACAUUGUGCAGUACCUGGGCUCAAUCAGUGAGAACGGCUUCAUCAAGAUCUUCAUGGAACAGGUGCCUGGAGGAAGCCUCUCGGCUCUGCUGCGAUCGAAGUGGGGACCGCUGAAGAACAACGAGCCCACCAUCGGGUUCUACACCAAGCAGAUCCUGGAGGGAAUCAAGUACCUUCACGAUAACCAGAUCGCACACAGAGACAUCAAGGGUGACAAUGUCCUCAUAAACACCUACAGUGGGGUUCUGAAGAUCUCAGACUUUGGUACCUCCAAACGUCUGGCGGGAAUCAACCCCUGCACGGAGACAUUUACCGGCACUUUGCAGUACAUGGCUCCCGAGAUCAUAGACAAGGGGCCGAGAGGCUACGGCAAGCCGGCGGACAUCUGGUCGCUGGGCUGCACCAUCAUAGAGAUGGCCACGGGCAAGCCCCCCUUUUACGAGCUGGGGGAGCCACAGGCAGCCAUGUUCAAGGUUGGCAUGUUUAAGAUCCACCCUGAGAUUCCAGAGUCCAUGUCGACGGAGGCCAAGGCCUUCAUCCUGCGCUGUUUUGAGCCCGACCCGGACCGGCGGGCCACGGCCAUGGACCUGCUCACCGAUGAGUUCCUGACGGUCACCAGCCGCAAGAAACGUGGCAAGAGUGGCUUUACAGCACUGACCCCUGGCACAGAGUACCUGCGCAGCAUCUCGCUGCCCGUGCCCGUGGUUGUCGAGGACACCAGCAGCAGCAGUGAGUACGGCUCCGUCUCCCCCGACAACGAGCUCACCGCCAACCCCUUCAGCUUCAAGCCCAGCAUCAAGUGCUACAGUGAGAGAGAGGUCAAAGGGACCAGGUCGCUCUUCCUCAGCAUCCCUGUGGAAAACUUUGAUGACCACAGCGCCCCCCCGUCCCCCGAGGAGAAGGACUCUGGCUUCUUCAUGCUGAGGAAGGACAGCGAGCGGAGAGCCACGCUGCAUCGCAUCCUCACCGAGGACCGGGACAAGGUGGUGGCCAACCUCAUGGAGACCCUUACCCAGAGCCCAGAGGAGACCAAACUGAAGCGCCAGCACGUCUCAACACUGGUGCAGAGCCUGGGUGAUUUUGUGCGCAUGGCCGACCGCAAGAUCAUCGCCGGCACGCUCUCACAGCUCAAGCUGGAGCUGGACUUCGAGAGCGCGGCCAUCAGCCAGCUGCAGGUCGUGCUCUUCGGCUUCCAGGACGCGGUAAACAAAGUCCUUCGCAACCACAACAUCAAGCCUCACUGGAUGUUUGCCCUGGACAACAUCAUCCGCAAAGCGGUGCAGACGGCCAUCACCAUCCUGGUGCCAGAACUCCGACCUCACUUCAGCUUGGCCUCAGAAAGUGACCCCACUGACCAGGACGAUGUGGAUGAGGAAGUGGAGCCCGAGGACACGCCCACCCGCAAGCACCGCCCUGAGCCCACAGCCAAUCACGACGAUACAGUGGCCACGUCGGGUGUGAGCACGCUCAGUUCAACAGUGUCGCACGAGUCCCACAAUGCAAAGCGCUCAGUCAGCAUGGAGCUGGGCCGCAUGAAGCUAGAGACCAACAGGCUGUUGGAGGAGCUCCUGGAGAAGGAGCGCGAGUACCAGUCCAUCCUGCAGCAGGUGCUUGAGGAGAGAGACCAGGAGAUCCGGCUCCUUCGAUCGCGUUCACAGCCCAUCGACAUCCCCACGCCAUCGGUCAGGCAGAGGAACCCCUGCGAGCAGGCCUCCGGAGACCCCGAGCUGGCCCAGUGGCUGAGGCUACACGGGGCCGACAAGGACGCCAUAGAGAGGAUAACCACAGAGGACUACACUCUUGAUGAUCUUCUUUACUUUGUAACCAGGGAUGACCUGAAGAGUUUGAGACUACGAGGGGGGAUCCUGUGCCGGCUGUGGAAAGCCAUCUCGGAGCACAGGGAGAAGCCGUCCUGAGAGUGAAGAAAAAAAAAACCCCAUCGUACAGCAGUAUUCCCUUUUCCCGACACUGCACUUUACACCCAGUGUUUGAAUACAAGACCAAUAUCUGUCGCUCAGGCCCCUUUAAGAGUCCGCUGAGCUCGGCGAGUUUACCUUAACACAGGCUUAGUCCAGGGCCUCUUGGGGGAACUGUUACAGAGACUAGGGGCCCUGCAGAAUCUCAGCACGCCUGAUCCAGCACCACUAAGAUUUUUUUUAAUUCCUCUUUCUAAAAACUGAAACAAACUAAUCUUUUUUUUUUUUUUCUAUUUAAAUGAUAUUUAAUUUUCUGAGAAAACACACAAUUCUCAGUGGGUGUUUAUGAGCAGACUCAUUGCUUUGCAUUGGAAGUGUAACCUUCAGGCCCCGGAGCAGCCCAUUCUCACACUAGUUCCAGAUUACACACGGGAGUUAGGAGUAGACCCCAAGCCUAUUGGGAAGCCUCUUGCUGCAGCCUACUGGUGCACAUCUCUGUGUGUUUGGGCCAGAAACCACUGGCAUAAAUCCAUAAAAAAGACCUUUAGGGCGCUAGUUUUAGAGUAAAAAAGUCAUGGCGGAAACGGCAGCACAUGCACACUGUUCUGCGCUACGUGGGCAGAACCAGGCCAAAGUGAAUUCGGGAAAGGUUUGGUUAAAGCCGACCAAUAGCAUUGCCAAGCAGUAUCUUUAAACUGAACGUGUCAGAAGAGGUUUCAGUGUGAGGAGAUGGCGGUAUGGCUGAGGGGUUAGGGUUAGGGUUAGGGUUAGGGACAGGGUCCACCAAUAAGGAUAAACCAUAGUGCUUUUUCUGUUAACACGUAAUCGUAGUUCGUCAGACAUGUUUUAGAAUGCCCAAGCCACUCCUCUUUUUCGAACUGACCGUUACAUUGUUAAUCAUUCUACGUUGAUCAUUCUACUUUGAGACUGUAAAACAGAAAAUGCCACAGUUUUGCUCACUUAGAUUCCACGACGAGCUAUUUAUGUUGAGCCAGAUAUAGCCUAUCCCAUCAACCCAUCCUUUCUGGAGAAUGUAUUUAGGUCUGAAAUAAGACAUAACAUGUAAUCAUCUACAUUCGUCUAAUGAAAAACACUUGCAACUGAGACAAAUGAAAAUACAUAGCUGACAGUCAUUGUGGCACUCACCACGCUGUGGUGCGGUGCGACUCGUGGGAGCAGGAGAGGUCAGCUCUAUAUUCUGUGGAGGUGUUGAGAUGGAAACCUGGGUUUUCAUAGCACUUGCACUCUUUUCCACAAUAAGAUUCAUGCGGUGUGGUGAUGGGAAAGAAUGAUCUCAAGCGUUUACUGCGACAGCACAUUAGCUUCGUCUCAGGUAACCUUUACUUGAUGCUGUCGCUGCAUCUGGAACCCCAGCAGAACUGAAGGGGUUCGUGGAAGCCUGUUUAGCCGAGCACUGGGUUAGGUUCGGAGAUAUGUUUAUGCAUCGUCUUUCUGCAUUCCGUUGCAGCCAUGCCAAGAAAAGAGACCUUCUGUGGUGACACGGCAUUUGAUCUUCUGCCGUAGUCUACUUACACUACAAUACAUGAGUAGACAUAACAAGAAAAGUAAUUGUGUGUUUACAUCAUGGAUGACAUUCGUUUACUGCUGACUGGACAUUUAACUGAAGUUGGACAAAUUGGACUACCUCUUUCCAGACACUCUUUUGUUGUUAAAAUAAAAAAAAAAAACGUUUUUUAAAAGCCUGUUAGGAUAUGGCAGUUUUUAAAAAAAAAAUUUAAUGUAUCACCGGGUUUACCACCAAACUAGGGCCCUUAAUGGAAACCUGCACUUUGUGUCCACAUGCAGUUGAUGUGGUUUGGUCUGUCCCAUCCCUCACUAAAACAUAUCAGGCUUUUUCUUGCAUGCUGCAGUGAAGUUGUCAUAGACACCCAAUGACGGUAUGGUAUUGAAGUCGUUAUGUUUUUCCGUUGCUGUCGAUGUCAAAGGUUUUCGGCCAUUUUGUUUACAAAACCUGAGACUGACUAGAAAUCGCCUGAGAGCCGCAGAUUUGCCACCCUGUUGCUUCGUUUAACUUGCCAUUGUUUUAUCGGAGGUGCCCUCGAGCAGCUUCCAGUCUGCUGUGUUUUUAUCUGUCACUACUCUAAAUUCUUCAAUCUUGUACUUUCCAGUGCAUUGCAGUCACAGUUAAAAAAAUAAAAUUAUAUAUAUAUAUUUCAGCUUUCAGUUUUGUGCACAACAUGAGCUCAGACACUGAAAAAACAAUGGUUUGUUUGGCUUUAUAUGUUUGAGUCGAUUACACAUAUGCCAUUAACCUUUGACCUGUAGAUCUUCUGCUUUGUCUCCUGUAGAAUGUCAUUCUAAUCUAAACCAUGUUAAAAGACAAUCUGUUUGUGCUGAGUCCAGGGUCAUAUGUGUUUUUAAAACUGAUAGGAUACAGUCAAAACUGUACAUGUGUCUGUGCUUCUGUAAAUGGAACAAAUGAUCUGUUGCGCUAUGUUAUGUAAUGAUAUCUAAAUUCCCACAAAGGAAGCAUUUGAAAUGUAUUGGUAUUGGCAAGCUGUUGUCUGUAUAUAGCAUUUCUAAGUGAUGUAUUUUAUUUCUAUUUAUAAAUCUUUAUUUUGGAAUACUUGCUUCUUCAGUUGCUUUAACUCCUCACAUUGCAUGUUUCCAUGAAAAAUCAUGACGCAAACCUAUUUGCAUACAGUAGUUACUUUUAUAUUUAAAGAAUAAUUGUUUAUAUUAAAUAUGAACUGUUAAUGUGUGCACAUUUCCCCCUCUACAUAUUAAGUUGUGCUAAACUAAUAAGAUUAUUUGUGUACAUAAUACUAUUUGUUUUAAUGAGUGUCUAAAAGAACUGUGAAAUUAAAGUUGGAAAUGAAACAA